Messenger RNA from Tyto alba (common barn owl), 4312 nucleotides. It is a transcript of the gene IKZF4, whose product is annotated as IKAROS family zinc finger 4. Bases 235 to 1851 code for a protein of 538 amino acids. Lineage: Eukaryota; Metazoa; Chordata; Aves; Strigiformes; Tytonidae. The transcript is spliced from 8 exons. Gene Ontology annotation, biological process: regulation of transcription by RNA polymerase II. The record is from RefSeq and is a predicted model, not a curated record. Gene Ontology annotation, molecular function: DNA-binding transcription factor activity; RNA polymerase II cis-regulatory region sequence-specific DNA binding.
CCUGGCUGCGCGCGGGGGCCGGAAGUGGCUCGGGGCGGGGGGGGGGGGCCCGGGCCCUCCUCAGGUGAAGCCGCCACCGAUGGAGCCGCCGCCGCCGCCGACCCCCUGAGCCCCCCCCGCCGCUCCCCCACGCCCCGCGGCCGGGACGGGUCGGGGGGGCCCUCCCCGAGCCCCGCCGGAAUCUGCUCUUCCUGGAAGGUGAGUGGCUGCGUGCGCCCUGCCAGCGACGCAGACAUGCACACGCAGCCUGGGCUCCAGCGCUGUUUCCAAGGAGUUGGCUGUGAUAACACUCCAGGGUAUCUCCAGCAAGGUAGUGGGGAUUCCUCUCUGGAGAAGGAGUUCAGCUCGGCGAUCGUGGGACCCACGGUGAGCACACCCAACAGCCAGCACUCCUCCCCGAGCCGCUCCCUCAGUGCAAACUCUAUCAAGGUGGAGAUGUACAGCGAUGAGGAAGCCAGCCGGCUGCUGUCACAGGAUGACCGGAUGCUGGAGAAGGAGGACAGCGUGAUCGUGGAGGACUCGCUCUCAGAGCCCCUGGGCUACUGCGACGGGACGGGCCCGGAGCCGCACUCCCCCGGGGGCAUUCGGCUGCCCAACGGCAAGCUGAAAUGUGACAUCUGCGGGAUGGUGUGCAUCGGCCCCAACGUGCUGAUGGUGCACAAACGCAGCCACACUGGAGAAAGGCCGUUCCACUGCAACCAGUGCGGAGCUUCCUUCACCCAGAAGGGAAACCUCCUGCGUCACAUCAAACUGCACUCGGGCGAGAAACCCUUCAAAUGCCCCUUCUGCAACUACGCGUGCCGCAGGAGGGAUGCGCUCACCGGCCACCUGCGAACACACUCCGUCUCCUCCCCCACUGUCGGCAAGCCCUACAAGUGCAACUACUGCGGCCGGAGCUACAAGCAGCAGAGCACGCUGGAGGAGCACAAGGAGCGGUGCCACAACUACCUGCAGAGUCUGAACACUGAACCGCAGUCGCUGGCCAACCAGCAAGGUGACGAGAUGCGAGACCUGGAGAUAGUGCCGGACUCUCUGCUUCACCCCUCGUCCGAUCGGCCGACGUUUAUUGACCGGCUGGCGAACAGCCUCACCAAACGGAAACGAUCGACACCUCAGAAAUUCGUGGGGGAGAAGCAGAUGCGAUUCACCCUCUCGGACCUCCCCUUCGACGUGAACUCCGGCUUCGAGAAGGACGUGGAGAUGGUCUCGGCCCACCACCCCCUCGACCCCUCCUACGGCAGCUCCCUGUCCCUGAUGGGGGGGGAGCACCUUCGUCCCCUCCGCCUGCCCCCCACAAACUGCAUCUCGGAAGUCACCCCCGUCAUCAGCUCCGUCUACACGCAGAUCCAGCCUCUGCCGGGCCGGCUGGAGGUGCCGGGGGGCCGGGAAGCCGCCGAGGGGCACGAGGAGGUGCCGGACGGGGUGCAGGUGGUGUACCGGGGCCGGGAGCCGGGCGCAUCGCCCGCCAACGGCUGCCAGGACUCGACGGACACGGAGAGCAACCACGAGGAGCGGAGCUCGCAGCUGCCGGCGGGGAACUGCGCCAGCAGCCGCCAGAGCCCGGCCUACGCCAAAGAGGACCCCAAACUGCCGGAGGGACCCCCGGCCCCCCGCUCCACGCCCAGCUCCGCCAAAGAAGCCCUGCGGGUGGUCAACGAGGACGGGGAGCAGAUCAGGGCCUUCAAGUGCGAGCACUGCCGCAUCCUUUUCCUGGACCACGUCAUGUUCACCAUCCACAUGGGCUGCCACGGCUUCAGAGACCCUUUUGAAUGCAACAUCUGUGGCUACCACAGCCAGGACCGGUAUGAGUUCUCCUCCCACAUAGUGCGGGGCGAGCAUAAAGUCGGCUAAACCCACCCCCCACCAGCCCUCUCCCCGGCCCCCCCCCCCCCCCCCCAGCCCCCACCCUCCACUCUUCCUCUGUCUCUAGCUCAGCCCCUCCACCCUUAGGGCAUGGAACUGUUGGUUUUUCUUUUAUACUCCUUUGCACUGACUUUGGCUACAAAAAAAUAUUAAAAAAAAAAAAAAUCAAUAAGUAAAAAAAAAAAACAAAAAAAAACAAAAAAAAAAAACCAAACCAACCCCAACGAGGGGGAGCUCUUAACAAUUUGCCUUUUUAUAAAUGGAGUUAUUUAAAUAUUAACGGACUUUUUUGUGCUUUUCCCCCCCACCUCUCCCACCUCCCUCCGUUAUUUAUUAAGCUUUUCAGUUUCUCUUUUAUAACUCUUUUCCCCCCACCCCACCCCACCCCCCGCCCCUUCCCAAAGUCUCACUUGAAUUUUUGAGACUGUUCCCCCCGGUCCCGGUCAGCUCUCCGGCACGGGGCCACGCACCAGCCUGGAGCUCCGAGCCCGGCUUUGCCCGUUCCCGCUCUCCGGCGAAGCAAACCUCAGAUUAGGUGCUAAACCCCCCCGGGACUCCACCCCCCUCAGCCUGGCGGGGGGCCGCUGCGCCCCAAGCUUUAAUGAGUUUAAAUAGACGGAGCAUAAAGCAGGGACACACACACACCCCCCCCCGCCUCCCCACGGGGCCGGUUGUGCCGGCGGAGGUGCCGGGAUUUGUUCGGCUCCCCUUUCCCGCGGCUUGUGAACCCCCUGUGCGCCUGGUCCCGCGCGGGGGGGGGGGGGGGUGGGGGGGUGCGAGGGGGGGCCCCCCCAUACCUCCACCUCAAUGAAGGAAACGUUAAGCCGGGAAGAUGGCGAGCGGCCGGGUGACGGCUCCGUUCCGCUGUCCGGGAUCUCCUCCUCUUCCUCGGCACAGGCCAGUAUCUCCAGCCCGCUCUGCUGCAGGGUUUGAUCCCCUACGCUGCCCACGGUGGGGGGGGGGGUACACCAAAUCCAGCCCCCCCCCCCCCCCCCCCCCCAAGCCUUCUUGCUCUCUUUGGCAUUCCCGGGGGGUCACAGCGGGGUCUCCCCGCGUCCCUCCUGUUCCCGCAGCGUCUGCCCCGCUCCAGCUCGCACAGAGGAGUCGGGGCGGCGGCACCCCCAGUGCCGGAGCUUUACCCUCGUUGCUGCCCCCCCCCGGGACCCCCCCUCCAUGUCCGGAGGGUCUGAAAGAGGGGGGCAGCUUGGGGGUGUCGCCUGCUGCAGUGAACGACUUGUCUUCUGAGCCCCUUUCCCCCAGGCGGCUUGCCCAGAGCCGGACGGAUUUUGGGGACACCAGAGCGAGGGAAGGGGCUCCCAGUCCCACAGGGGGGGGUCUGGAGUUUUGGGGACCCCCCCAGAACGGGGAGGUGGGGGUGUCCCCUGGCAAAAGGGAUUUAGGGGGGCCGGGGGGAGGCAGCCGAUAACCAAAAAUAAAGCGCGAGCCCGGCGCCGAUCCCUGGCGGGGUCUGCGGUGAAACCGGCCGCUUCCUCGGUGCUGGUGGCCACAGCCGGGCCCCCCCCGCCCUGCCGCAGCCCCCCCCCCCGCGGGGGGGCCCUGCUCCCCCCCAGGCCCAGGAUGCAUAAAACGCCCCUCAGCAGCAGCCGCUCCCGGGGCUCUCCUGAGGUUGAAACCAAAGGCUGUUCCUUUUUCUACAGACACAAACACAACCACCUCACGCGGCGGCAACUCCCGUUGCCCCUAUUUCCCCUUUUCUUUUAUUAUUAUUAAUUUUUAAAAUUUUUUUUUUUUUUUUCUCCUCCUUUCUUGCUUUUCUGUUGACGGUGUCUGCGUGGCGAGGGGAUGGCUGAGCCAGGGCUCGGCGCGGGGUUCGGCUCACCCCUUCCCGGCCGCUGCUGCCGAUAACCAGCACCGGCACAACAAGCCAGAGCCCCCUGCGCCCCCCACCCCCCCCCCCCAGCACCGAAACAAACCCCAAAAAGGGUUUUUACAAACCGAAAUGGAAGCUCUGCAGUUUCUGACUGCUCUUGGGAUUUUUUUUUUUUUCCUUCUCUUUUCUUUUUCCUGUGAAAGAGUCUAAAACAAAAAUGUAGGAAUUUUGUAAAACUCCAGGUCGCUUUACUCCUGUAAAUAUCUAUAUUUUUUAAUCAGAUGUAUGAAGAACAAACGAUGAUGUGCAAUACCCCAGCCCCCCCCCCCCCCCCCCCGGGCUACGGCCCCUCCUUCCUUUCUAACGAGUUUUCAUUUGUAUAUCGUUAAUGGAUUUGCUGUCGUCUUUGUUUUUCCCUUUUUUGUGAGGUUAGACUCGCUUUUGGACAAAAAACACCCCCCCUGAACCCCACCCCCCCACCCCCCCGUGACCGCAGGAGCUUUUGUAUCUGUAAGAUAUUGUAAUUACCUAUUUGUGUAACGAGAUCUACUACUGUAAGUUUUGUACUGUACUGGCUGAAGGUCUGUUAUAAAUAAACCGGAGUAAUUUAACGCCUCC